AAGAGGGGGGCGGGGGGGGUAGAGGGAAAGAGAGGUGGUCUGCUUCACAGCUCUGACGGUCUACUUUACUUUCGCGGACCCAGACAGAGAAGGACUCCCAGCGGGUCUUUUUUUAACAGAGUCUAACCGAGACUUGAGCAGAACGAACCUGAAUUUCAGUCGUCAGCACCUUGGACAGCGAAUCAAAGCAAAACCAACGGGAAGGGCGCUCCCGAAGUCCGGGCGUCCAGAGACGCGACUCCCCGCUUUGGAUUUGUGGUUGCCCCCCCACCCCUCGACCCCCCACCACUACCACCACCUCCACCCGCGCAUCAUGAUGGGCCGCAGCGGACUUUAGUUCAGUUCAUGAGCUCUGACAGCCCAGAUAUGCCCUAGAAGGCAAUCUAACCAGAGUUGCAUUCAGCAUGAAGGCUGCACGUAGGAAUGAGCGAUCGACAGCGAAACUUAGCUCGGACUGAAUCUUCUGCGAAGCUUUAAUCAGAGUUGCCUCGACGACCAAAAAAAAAAAUAAAAAUCGUAGACUUGUUUUGUGCCGCGCACCAUGGGGAAAAGGCACCUUUUGUUACUUCUCAUUUAUCUGGAUCCACUGAGCGUGCUGAGUGCGGCCACGGGUGGGAAAAAACCCAAACAGACGACCAGGAAGGUUCCCAAAGCCACGGCGGCUCCCACGGUGGCGACGCAGCCGAAGACGCCGCAGCCCGCUCCGGCCAGCAACCACGACACGUGCCUGGGUUAUUACGACGUCAGCGGGCAGUAUGACAAAAUGUUCGAAUGCAACAACACGGACCAUCGCUACUGUUGCGGGACUUGCUACCUGCGCUUCUGCUGCGAGUACAAGAAAGACAGACUGGAUCAAAAAGCCUGCACGAACUAUCAAACGCCGGUGUGGGUGCAGACGGCCGCCCCGUCCCCAGUACCGACGGGGGAGACUUUUGAGGGCAUGGACCAGACCAAUACGGCGGUCUACAUCACCUGUGGGAUCAUAGCCUUCAUCAUAGUAAUGGGAGUGUCCGCAAAAGUUGCUUAUGACAAAGCCACAGAACCGCCUCAAGAGAUGAAUAUACACAGGGCCCUUGCCGACAUCCUGAGGCAACAGGGGCCCAUUCCCAUCUCUCAAUACGACUGCGAGAACUUUGCAGCGAUGAACGGCUCGUCCAAAGACAACACACCGGUCAGAACCUCAUCCAAGAACCACUACACUCCUGUUCAUGCCUCUAAAUCCAACCACGGUCACUACGGGAAGGAGGGUGUGCGGAACAGCGGUGGCGCGGACCUUCACAACUUCAUCUCCUCUGGUUUUGUGACAUUGGGGCGAGGACCACAGAAAGGAGAAAAACAUUGGCCCGUCCGCUCCCAGAGUCACCAUGGUAGCCAUCCACACAACUAUAACCAUGUGGCUCUAGGUAGCCCCAUACGCACCCCUAAAAAUGCCCACCGAUCAUUGAGGCGUGACAACAAUCGGAUAAGUGGCAUCCUGACCUCGCAGACGGAGCCCUACGACCUGUCUUUUUCACGCUCCUUCCAGAGUCUGUCCCACCUGCCGCCCUCCUACGAGGCGGCCGUCAAAGCCGACCUCAACCGCUUCUCGUCCCUGAAGAAACUCACAGAUAAAGAAGUUGAGGACUACUAUUCUCGUAAGCGACACCUGCCUGACCUGGCGGCGCGAGGCACUCUUCCCUUGCACGUUCUCAAAAUCACUCAAGACCAGGUGGGUCAACAGCAUCGGGAACAACAGCAGCUUCAAAGUCAGGUUCCACAGUCUUCCAUCAUGCAGGCAACUUCCCAGUCACAGUCCUCCCAACAGCAGUCCCAGCAAAGGCAGAGACCCCGCCGCGUCCAGAGAGCCAUGUCUCAGGAUCGAGUCCUGUCCCCACAGAGCGCCCCACAGCAGGAUUACAACACGUCGUCUAAUGGUAUGUCCCCUUACGGAGGCCGAAUCCUCUCGGACGAACAGCUGCUAUCUGCCGAACGGCUUCGAUCCCAGGAACGCCUACUUCCACAGGACCGCUAUACUUCCCAAGACCGUCUGUACACCAAAGACCGCAUGUACUCCAAGGACCGACUUCUCUCACAGGAUCACCUCUACUCAAAAGACCGCCACUACUCUCAAGAACGACUCUACUCACAAGAUCGCCUGUACUCACAAGACCGCCUUCUAUCCCAGGAUCCUUUGCUCUCGCCGGACAAGCUGAUGAUGUCGCUAAAGCGUGGCAUGGUCAGUAGUAUUUCCGGCGGGUUUUAUGGAAGCGACAAGUCCAUGUCGCGUGCCAUCUCGCACACGGACGUCUUCAUACCCACCACGCCUCUUAUGGAUCGCUACAAGAUGACCAAAAUGCACUCCCAUCCCAGUGCCUCGAACAACAGCGGCGGAGUCAGCGCUGGAACUCCCGGAGUGGUAGCAGCCCCACACUCCAACACUUUAGCAAUGAACCAGACUCUAUCCAAGCGGCAGGCGUUUGCCGCCAGACGGACUCACACCGUGGAGCAGCUCCACUACGCCCCGCAGCAUCACCAGCAACAACAACAACAUCCACAGCACUACCGCACAGGAAGCAAGACUGAGGUGACAGUGUAAAAACGGCAACCAAGGAGUGCCUGAACUGCACAGACAAAAACAACUCCAAAACAGCAUUGUGUCAUUGGCCUUGGUAGGCCGAUGUGCUCACUACUCAGAGUAGGACAGUAGUGAUUUCCUUUUAUUUUGACCCAUGUCCCAGGACCAAGAACAUCCACUAUCUUAAAGUGAGAGACCGGUAAAAUGAGCUACACUGUACACGACAUUGAGAUAAUUUUAAUUUGGGACGUGAAAAAAUGGUCACUUUCAUAGGACAACUAUCGUUCCCUUCUCGCUUCAUUCGCUUAUUCAUGGUCUCAGCCUCAUUCCAGGUCUUUUGAAGUCUCGCUGACCCCGCCCCCCCCCAACUGCCCGCCCCCAACCCUUCAUUUGUCCAGCCAAUCGACUCAAUCUAUCCAUGAGCUUUUCUGGCAAAUUUGAAAGGGCUUUGCGCAGAGAAACCCGCGGUCCAAAUUUCUCCUUGAUUUCUGAUGUGCAACACAGAUGAAGAGCUUGGAUGAACCCGUUAUAAAUAAAGUUUAUAAAUAUAUAAAUAAAUGGAUUGAAAAACAAAAAAACAAAAAACAUUUGUGCACUCUGUCAUCAUAACUAUAAAGCUAUCUCGAAGCGAGAAGCUGAAAUGGGUGUUAGUUGCACUCUCUGGUGCUUCUAACAGAUGUUCCAUUUCUAAAAACAUUAAGUGGUUAUGUGGGUUGCAAAGCACAAUUAUUAAAAUGGGGGGGGGGAUUAUAUUGUUCCAGAGUUUUUAGUGAUGGCUAGCAUUUUUUUUUUUUUGCAAGCAAACCAUGACAAUGAUAUAUAAAUAUUUUUUAGUUUCUUUUGCUUCAAGUAGAUGAUUGUAAAUAAGCUAUAGUAGAAACAUUAUCCUGGACAGAUCUGAACUGAAUGGACUUCGUAUUAGACUGUCUGUUGGAAAUAGAUUCUUUCAAAGAACAAUGACAAAUUAUCACUGUUUUGUGAGUUAAGAUUAGAAACCCACUUAACAGAGUAUCUGACAGGAAAAAAAAAAACUACUAUCCUGUGUGUGUGUGUGUGUCUUUACAAAUCUGUUUGUAGGGAGAAAAGGAACGGCAGUGUGAAGAUUUAAAAAAAAAAAUAAAACAAAAUAAAAUAAAAAAAUGUAUACCACUGUUCAUACUUGGAUGUGUACAGUGUUCCAUUGACAUCACUGAAGUUGAACAUUAUGGUUAUAAAUGCUUGUAGGGACAAAUAAACAUUCAUAUUUUUCUAAACAUUCAA
Hippocampus zosterae (dwarf seahorse) is the source of this 3814-nucleotide messenger RNA. RefSeq names its product protein shisa-6-like. The record is from RefSeq and is a predicted model, not a curated record. Gene Ontology annotation, cellular component: postsynaptic density; dendritic spine membrane; AMPA glutamate receptor complex. The transcript has 10 exons. The coding region runs from base 542 to 2575 and encodes 677 amino acids. Lineage: Eukaryota; Metazoa; Chordata; Actinopteri; Syngnathiformes; Syngnathidae. Gene Ontology annotation, biological process: regulation of short-term neuronal synaptic plasticity; regulation of AMPA receptor activity.